Molecule: messenger RNA, 501 nt
Organism: Metarhizium brunneum ARSEF 3297
Lineage: Eukaryota; Fungi; Ascomycota; Sordariomycetes; Hypocreales; Clavicipitaceae
Biological process (GO): mitochondrial translational termination
Cellular component (GO): mitochondrial large ribosomal subunit
Molecular function (GO): translation release factor activity, codon nonspecific; peptidyl-tRNA hydrolase activity
Source: RefSeq, a predicted model, not a curated record
AUGAUCUGCCACCAGCUGUCGCGACGCGCUGUCUUUAUCACAAGGCCUUUGCAGAGGACACUGCAGCCUUUGCUGUUACAGAGAGCCAAAAGAUAUGGCGCCUUUGAUGCAAAUCUCGAUCAAGAGGCCCUGGCAGAAGCAAGGACUUGGUACCAAUCUUUUGAUGCAUCGCAGUUACCCAAAGGCAGCACCACGUACGCGCGAUCCAGCGGCCCAGGCGGCCAGCAUGUGAACAAAACAGAAACCAAGGCCACCACUGUGUAUUCCGUGCGGGAUCUUUUGUCCACCCUGCCGAGGAAUCUGCACGCUGCUGUACGAUCCUCCAAGUACUAUGUGGCGAGUAACGACAGCCUCACAUUCCAAGACCAAACUCAUCGAUCAAGAACUGCGAAUGCAGACGAGAAUCGAAAUAAACUCCUUGAAGAAGUAAUACGUAUCUACAAAGAGACAACACCAACUGAGACAAGUGGCGAGAAGAAGAAGAAAUAUGAAGCCAUGUGA